GCCCGACCAAUAUCAUCGUCAUAGUCCAGGAAACCACUAAUGAUGUCAAUUUCAACAGAUUUGUCAAAUUUAAAAUUUUCCCUUCCGUUGCGAUCGUAGAAUCUGUAAAUUUCCUGUGUGCUAUUGUUAAUUCCAAAAAAAACUUCCUUAAAACAGCAAAAUUUAAAUACCAAAAAAACAAACACAAUUAAUACCUUGCCUCAUCCACUUCCCACUUACCACAUCACAUUUCCACAUCCCCACUUUCUCUCUCUACACGCUGAUCUCUUUCUCUCUCCUCCAUUUUUCUAUCUCCUCCAUUUCCAUUUUCAUGGCGAUUAUGCUUGAUUCUCUCCUUCUUCCUCGAGCUUCAGCUUUUCCUUCUGCUAUAUUAUCUCCGAUUUCUACUUCAUCUUCUUCCUCAGUUUCUUCUCUCAAAUUACCUGAGUUCAGAGGCUUGAAGAUCAGCUCCGAUUUCUCGACACGUGCUGUUAGAUCGGUUAGUUCGCUCGCUAGAAUCGUUCCUCGUUCUGGUCGAAUCGUUUGCGAGAGCUCUGAUACUGCUUUUCAAUUGCCUUCUGUAAAUGAAGAAACCUGGAAAUCUUUAGUCCUGGAAUCUGAUUUGCCUGUCAUGGUUGAAUUCUGGGCUCCAUGGUGUGGACCUUGCAGAAUUGUCCAGCCUGUAAUUGACGAGUUAUCGAAGGAGUUUGCUGGUAAGCUGAAGGUGUUCAAAGUGAACACUGAUGAGAGUGCAACCAUCGCUUCUGAUUAUGGUGUCCGAAGCAUUCCCACAGUUAUAAUCUUCAAGAAUGGCGAGAAGAAAGAAGCAAUUAUUGGUGCUGUUCCCAAGUCUACUUUAACCUCCAGCAUAGAAAAGUUCUUGUGAACGUGAUGUAGUGGAUGCCUAUGCGGGAUUCAAACUUUUCUAGUGUUUCAUUUUUGUCCUUUUUUCAUCAGGUAUUAUAUGGUAAUGCAGUGCUAGAACAAUAAAUUUCUGGUGAUCCUGUAUAGUUGAUGCUAUUGUAUUUGGGUUCCUUGGAAGAUCAAGUUAAAUUUUCCGUAGUUGUGGAUACAUUUGUAUCUGUUCUUAUUUUUGGUCUUGCCUUGCCUAUACAUGCUUGCUAACAAUCUACCAUGUUUUCUUGGAUCCAGAUAUAAUGGGAUAUGGCAAUUGUUUUAUGAA
Molecule: messenger RNA, 1162 nt
Organism: Chenopodium quinoa (quinoa)
Lineage: Eukaryota; Viridiplantae; Streptophyta; Magnoliopsida; Caryophyllales; Amaranthaceae
Product: thioredoxin 1-like
Exons: 2
Coding region: 311-865 (184 amino acids)
Cellular component (GO): cytoplasm
Molecular function (GO): oxidoreductase activity, acting on a sulfur group of donors, disulfide as acceptor; protein-disulfide reductase activity
Source: RefSeq, a predicted model, not a curated record